UUGUCAUCUGGAUGCACAAGAAUUGCGACGACGAGUGCACUGGACGCUGCCGGGACGAAUGGGCAUCUGGACGUUGUGAAAUGGCUGCAUGAACAUCGCUAUGAAGGCUGUACAAGUGCUGCCAUGGACGGCGCGGCUAGCAACGGCCAUUUCGAAGUAGUCACCUGGUUGCACGGGAAUCGCAACGAAGGGUGCACGACUGCAGCAAUGGAUAAUGCCGCCAGCAACGGGCACCUCAACAUGAUGGUGCUCAAUUGGCUUCAUAGGAACCGGUCGGAGGGCUGCACGACUGCGGCGUUCGACGGUGCUGCGAAGAACGCUGCAAGCCAUGGUCACCUGGACAUUGUCAAGUGGUUGCACGAAAAUCGCAACGAAGGAUGCACCACCGCUGCAAUGGAUCGAGCGGUGGUUAAUGGCCACGCAUCUGUUGUCCAGUGGUUGCACGAAAAGCGCAGCGAAGGGUGCACUACUGCCGCCAUGGAUGGCGCUGCUGGCCAGGGAUCCCUUGAUGCAGUCAAGUGGCUGCACACGAAUCGCUCGGAAGGGUGCAGCACUGCUGCUAUGAUGAAUGCUGCAGCGAACGGGCAUUUGAACGUCGUAAAGUAUCUGCACACCAAUCUCAGCCAACCCGCUUCGAAUGCAGCCAUUGCUGCAGCUGCGGAGCACGGUCAUCUAGCUGCCGUUCAGUACUUAGACGAACACCGAUCCGAAACUUGCUCAGCAAAAGCGGUACUUCAAGCAAAGAAAUUCAAGCACCACAAAGUAGUUGAGUUCUUGAUGCAACAUGAAGACUGUCGACUAGCCUACCAGGGCGACGUGGGUGAUCAACAUGGUGAACAGAUUCCGGAACCCCAGGUAGAAAGCGCCAAUUCUCCGGUAGUUGCUUGCACUAGCGGUACUACACAAGGCAGCCAAGCUGGCGACGUUGACAUCGAAGCACGGCUUCGAGCCGAAGUGGAGGCCAGCAUCCGCGAGGAAAAGCAGGCCACGAUCCGCGCUGAAGUUGAAGCAAGUUUCCAAACGAAACUGGAGGAGAUGAGAGCGAAGAUUCGAGCUGAAAUUCGAGCUGAUGUUGAGAAGAGGAUGCGAGAAGAGAUAGAGGCCCAGCUACUGGCCGACCUUGACGAUCUGUAGUAUAGUAACAACCAGAACAUUGAAAGAAAAAUAUCAUCAACUAUUCUACCGUUGUUG
Phytophthora sojae is the source of this 1191-nucleotide messenger RNA. RefSeq lists its product as hypothetical. Bases 124 to 1134 code for a protein of 336 amino acids. NCBI's taxonomy places the organism in Eukaryota, Oomycota, Peronosporomycetes, Peronosporales, Peronosporaceae. The record is from RefSeq and is a predicted model, not a curated record. Gene Ontology annotation, molecular function: protein binding. The transcript has 3 exons.